GUGUAUUCAUCUUGGACCAUCCGUCAUCCAUCCAUCAUCCACUCAGUUGGUGUCUGAUCGUUGUGUAGUGAAACAACAGAGCACCUGGUCCGGUCUUUUGAGUCAUCAAUCCCCCUUGCCAAUAGCCUUCCUCUCGUCAUCUGGUAAUAGAAAGUGGUUUGUUACAUCGACAAAAUGCAAUUGCUAUCCGGACUGGUGAAAACCACCCUGCCUAACUAUUUGGCCGGAUUGCCGAUCCCGGACAGUUUCGGCGGAUGGUUCCGGCUGGGAUUCAAGGACUGGCUCUCGCUGAUCCCGCCGACCGCCGCCGUUGGAGGCCUCGUCUACAUGUCAUAUCUGGCGUUCUGCCCGGAAGCACGGCCAAAGCCUAGCACUAAGGUGAACCGGUCCGUUCGCUUGGCCGAGGCCAAGGUGGUGGACAUGAUUGACAUCGAAGACAUCGCCGAGAAGGCUGCCUUCUGCCGGUGCUGGAAGUCCAAGAAUUGGCCUUACUGUGACGGUGCGCACGGUGCCCACAACAAGGAGUGCCAGGACAACCUCGGACCGGUGGUAGUUCAGCGCAAAAAGAACUAAAGCAAUAACCAAGCAAACUCAGGAACAGUUUGGAUUACUCGAAAGUUCCGGUGGAUUCCAAUUGUAAUUGAAUAGUGCUUUUUACAUGCAUUGGAGGAACGAAGAAAAAAGAUAAUAGCAAACAACUUGCAUUAUACCGGAUUAGCGCUAGGACUUAUACAUAGGAUCUAAUAGAAAGAACAAAUCAUAGAAACAGGGGUAAGAGAAGGCACUUACGCAUCACCACAUCACUUUGUUUAUCAUGUUUCAUCAUUUUAACUGUUAUAGAUAGUAACCGAAAGCUACUUAAAUGCAAAAAAAAAGCAACGGUGAUGGCAGACAAUAAAAUACUGCAAUUCAAAAAACCAUACAUACCUUUUUUUCAAAUAUCCUGUUUACGAUUGUUUGUUUUAUAAAUUUCAAAACAAGCAUUCAGCAUGUUUCCUUAAAUAAGUGCGUACUUCAAUUUCAUGUGAUAUCAUUUAAAUCUGGAUAUACAAACCUGUUACAGCCGAGACGGUGCUGGAACACACUUUUUUCAAACAAAA
Armigeres subalbatus is the source of this 1100-nucleotide messenger RNA. It is a transcript of the gene Cisd2, whose product is annotated as CDGSH iron-sulfur domain-containing protein 2 homolog. Gene Ontology annotation, cellular component: mitochondrial outer membrane; intracellular membrane-bounded organelle. Bases 175 to 573 code for a protein of 132 amino acids. The record is from RefSeq and is a predicted model, not a curated record. Lineage: Eukaryota; Metazoa; Arthropoda; Insecta; Diptera; Culicidae. Gene Ontology annotation, biological process: regulation of autophagy. The transcript is spliced from 4 exons. Gene Ontology annotation, molecular function: 2 iron, 2 sulfur cluster binding.